UCUCCGUCCGCAAUCUUUCUCAGUCUCUCUUCUCUUCGCAAAUACUUUUUUCAUUCAUUCACUCGAUUCUCAGAAAUGGGCUCUGGUCAAGACUACUGCAUUUGUACCCAUAGAUGUCCCCAUCUUAUCAUUUCUUUCUUCUUUCUUCUGGUUUCAAGCUCGACCCAAGUGAGAUUAAUGGCAGAAGGUAGAGCGGAUUUGAAAAUGAUCGAGGUUACUCAGAUGGGUAACGAAGAGAAAGCAGUGGUGAGAAGUCAUAUUGGUUCAAGGCCUCCAAAAUGCGAGAAGAAGUGUAGCUCUUGUGGGCACUGUGAAGCAGUUCAAGUUCCUGCAGUUCCACAACAAAGAAGCAGCAUUAACAGUAGACAUUCCUCUAAAGUGUCAACCAUAGCCUACUCCAGAGGUGAAGAUAACUCAAACUACAAACCCAUGAGUUGGAAGUGCAAAUGUGGGGAUAUUAUCUUCAAUCCAUGAUUGAACAAAAACCAUAAUUCAUAUCAGGAAAUCCAUUCUGAAUUGUGGAUAUGAAUGACACCUCAUCCGAACAUUCUUU
Messenger RNA from Telopea speciosissima, 553 nucleotides. Its product is annotated as EPIDERMAL PATTERNING FACTOR-like protein 2. The record is from RefSeq and is a predicted model, not a curated record. Bases 76 to 474 code for a protein of 132 amino acids. Lineage: Eukaryota; Viridiplantae; Streptophyta; Magnoliopsida; Proteales; Proteaceae. Gene Ontology annotation, biological process: guard cell differentiation; stomatal complex development. The transcript has 3 exons.